This is a messenger RNA of Bemisia tabaci, 1429 nucleotides long. The record is from RefSeq and is a predicted model, not a curated record. Lineage: Eukaryota; Metazoa; Arthropoda; Insecta; Hemiptera; Aleyrodidae.
CCAUUGUCUUAGCAUUUGAGGAGACUACCACAGUCGAUAUUGAACGGCUUAUGCCGCCUAUUCCAAGUGAUUCAAAGGUCUUGAAGAUGUCCGUUGCAGAAAUGAAGAAGAAACUGCAAGAAUUCAGAGUUAUACCAGAUCUCAUAGAAGAGACUCCAAAAUUGCCAAUGAUGGUCGAAUGGGUAGAAGAAGAAGCAGAGUUUGGGAAUUAUAUCGAGAGAUACAUUAUCAAAUUGGCUCCUUUUUGGGUCGAGUGGAAAUGCGAAAAAUACGAUUUUCACACUGUGAUGAUGCUUGGACUUGAUGAGCCGUCUGCGACAAACCCGUAUUUACGCCAAUAUCAAUUCUGGAUUAUGGGCAAUGUUGAGGGAUUUCACGUCAUUAUUGGCGAGGAACUAACUGCCUGGAUACCACCAAGACCUGCCAACGGAUCUGGACCACAUCGUUAUGUCUUUCUAGUCUACCUCCAACCUCAAAAACUUGAUUUCAUGGAAUAUCAUUUGACAGAAACUGAUUUUCUUGAUCGAAGAGGCAACUUUUCUCAUCAAGCCUUCGCUAAAAAGUAUAAUCUGGGCAAGCCAAUCGCAAGUAAUUUUUUCAUCGCCGAACACGAUCCUCCACCACCGUGGUAGUCACGUACUUACUCAGCCAUAGUUGCAGCCCUAAUAAUAUUGCAGGUAAUUUAAAUAUCAAAGGUGACACUACAUAAACACGUUCCUACAUAAAUUGCAGUUUUCCAAAAUAUAUUUAUUAGAAGGUAUGUAUGUGUAAGUCGCAGAGACAAAUAGAGACCGAGCACGUUGGCUUUUCAGUGAGGCACAUCUAAUUCUCGGGGAUCCGACGGAACAACAGUCAUGUAUUUUCUGAUUUCGCCUAAAGUUGACUGAUGCUAGUCGGCUGUUGGCAUUAUGGCGGCUUGUUUACAUUCCUCCUAAUCAAUUGAAAAGCCGGAAAUUUUCCAAUUUUUCCUUUGAAACUCUUCCAAAUUGUCAUAAAAUGACUUAUUACUAGGUAAAAAAUUAAUUCGCCCCUUUUAAUCAACAUUUGUGAUACUUUCGGUGGUUUCACUUCAUGUAGUGAGAAGCGGAUUCCUCGGGACUCUGAGCCUGGUCCGCAGAUUGUUCAACUUCUUAAUGGAUAAUUUUAGUUAUCGAACUUUCUUUUGACUUUAAAUGGUGUAUAGUUUUUUCUAGAUAGUAUCAAUAUCUUGUGAUCAAAUUCUCAAUCUAUUAACCUCCAUAUCAUGUCGCAGGAUAGAGAUAUUUUAGCCAUUUGAGAUCUGUCAAGAACCUGAUCACAGCAGCACUGCCAGUCUUACAGAUACACUGUAUUGAAAUUUGAUGAAAAAAACGUUUACUGUCUAUGUCAUAAGCUGCUCACUAUGAUAAGUAUUAAUCGACUAAAAUAUACUACUUUAAAAAUAAUCUUA